GUCGGGGCCGCGCAGCUGAGAAGAUCACCAGGGGAAGUAUGUUUUCCAGGAGGUAAAAGUGAAGCAGCAGAUAAAGAUGAAAUUGAUACUGCUCUCAGAGAAGCCAAAGAAGAAGUGGGACUCCAGCCAGAGGAGGUGGAAGUCGUCUGUAGGCUUGUGCCUGGGCUUGAUAAAAUGAAUCAUUUGGUAACACCAGUUGUAGGAUUUAUAGAGGAUACAUUCCAGGCCACUCCUAAUCCAGAUGAAGUGAGUGAUGUUUUUGUGGUGCCAUUGGAAUACUUCAUCAAGCCCUUAAAAUACAGGACCUUGCCUUACAAAACUUCAUCUGGUCACUUAAGUCGGAUGCAUUGCUUUACAUAUGAUGACCAUGAGCGUAACAUGUCAUUCAAGAUAUGGGGACUUACUGCACAUUUUGCUGUAUUUCUUGCUCUUGUAAUUUUUGGAAGGAGACCUACCUUUGAAGUUGAUUAUGAUCUUGACAACUUAAUUCCAUCUUCUGUGCAAAACUUCAUGAAUUUAUAUGCAUCAGUAUAUGAAAGGAAGAAAAGUAAUCUAUGAUAUACUGGAUUGCCAAUUAAUGAAAUUUAAUGAAAUUGAUGAAAAAGAUUUUGGUUUAUUGUCUUUAUUUGAUUUAAUUUCACAUUUGCAUUUUUCUGAAUUGGGAACUUUAAUUGGAUUUUUAAAAGUUCUAAUAAGUCAACAAGCCCUAAUUAAAUUCAUGUAAUUGCUUCUGACAAAUCUAAUGUAAAUAUAGAACACAGUAUUUUUGAUGGACUUGGAGUUAAUACACUGACAUGGAAGAUCUAGGUUCAACUUCUGCCUUUGUCUUGUGUGAUCUAAGAUCGUCUUUCUCUGAUCUGCCUUUCUUUUGCGUAGUGAGAUAUUACUGAUCUUGUCUACCUUUUGUCUGUUUGAAUUAGAAUACAAAAAUUGUGGAGGAUCUGUCUGUCUCUUACUCUGACUUACCACAUAUGGCAUAAUACAUAUAAUCAUCUCCAGUAUUUUUAAGCACUGUUAUGAAACGCACAAUAAAAAUAUAGAAAGUGACAGGUGCUUUCACAAGCUUGUUUUUUUUGUGGGGUUUUUGAGGGAGGAUGGAGGUUUAAUGAGUUUUAUUCCUUUUGCUCAAUUUAACACUUCUGAGAAAAUUUUGUAGUCUUCGGAAAGCUUGGUGUAGAGGCAAUGACACUAAACUUUCUUCCUCAGCAUUCUUGUUAAUAUCACUCAUUCAGCUCCUAGGAGGAGUCUUUUUAAAAAGAGAAAAGCGGAGUUCAGUAUUCAUAAAUACUAAAGUGCCUAUCUGUAGUUGAAUCUUUGCCAGGGUGACUGGUAAUGUCAGAUACAUGGCGUUCUUUGCGCUGUGAAACCUGGUUUACUAGUUGCUGGUGGACUAGCAGCUUAUUCAUGGUGGUGGUCGUAUUGUGGCCAAAUGCUUACAUCUUAUAAAGCACAACUGAGUUUGUCUGGAUUUGAGAUGUAGUUUAGAAGUGAACAGUUUACCAGUCCUUAAAUAGCUGAUCCUCUCUGAGUAACAAGAGUGAGUUAAAAGCAUUCGGGGUCUCUCAGUUGUCAUGUUUGAUCAUGUUUGAUAACGCUGAAAGCUGUUUUUCCAGAGUGAAAGUUGCCUUUGUUCUAACUCAAUAGCUGUAUUUUAUUCUCUGGUGAUAAAAUGAGUUGCAGGCACUUUUUAUGAAUUGCUUUGUAGUUGAGCAGAAUUAGAUAUUUUUAUAUUAAGCAGUUUUCAUAGUAUAUUUGAAGUUGUUUGCCAUUUAAGCAAAAUGUUUUUUUGAAAAAUUUUUCCUAAGUAUGUGGGUGUGUGGUUUUUUUUUUUUUUUUAAGCUAAUUGUUUUCUAGAAAGCCUAGUUCUAAAUGUGGGGAUGGUUGCGUUUUUUUUUUUUCUUUUUAUGGCUUCUGAUACUGCAUCUGUAGCAUGCUUUGGUUACUGUGAUAGGACAGUAGCCUUCAGGCACUGAAACAUCAGCUUGUGUUUUGCUGAUAUCUGCAAGAUGACCUUUUAUGGAAGAAGAAAAAGAUUUUUGGAGCUAUGCUCAGCUGAGGGGAAUGUGUCAAAAGAGUUCAAGGCUAAAAUUAAUGCAAAUCUUCUUGUAAGGCUGCAUUUUCCUUUUGCCUCUUUCCAAGUCGCAGAUCUGUGAUAUUUACUAUUUGCCUCUUCCCAGAGGUAAUUAAGUGGUAAGUAUCCUACCACAGUAUUCUACCUGAAAUUUUCUUUAUGUUGUGGCAUUAAAGUUGUAAUAUCAGUAAUCCCAAAACUGAGUUGGAAGAGGCCUCAAGAAAUAGCCUUUUGACACCUAAAGAUGGGAUCACUAUAUGAUAUUCUGAUAAAUACUUAACUUCUUAAGUUUCCCUGGACAGCAUGUUCUAGUCCUUUAACCAUUUUUAACUUUAUAAAGUUUGUCUAACUUAACAGAUACUAUUUUAGCAAAGAAGACUUAUUUAGCAGAAUGGGGAGUACUUCAUUUCCUUAGUUACUUUCUACAUAUCUGAAGACCACACUACUGUCUUCCUGAGCCUUCUUCAGACUUAAUGAUCAGAUUUCUCCAAUCUUUCUUGUCAGUCAUAUUUUCUAGAUCUCUUGUCAUUCUUGUUGCUUUCCAGACUCUUUAGUGAACACUCUUCCUUCCCCUUUUUUCUUCAAAUGUAGUAAUCAAACUUGGACAUGGUACUCCAGCUAACCACUUAUCUGGGUUGGGUAGGACAGGAUGACUGCAUAGCUCCUUUUCAUAUAUGCCACUGUGAUUGCCCUUUGCAGCAGCAUGGUAAUAUUGACUCAUAUUGCAUUUUUUUCUGCUAAAGCUUUCUAAUCCUUCUGUGAAAAAAUCUGCUGAUUGUUCCUAUAUUUAUUGUAUUCUGUAUUUGAACAGUUGACUAUACCUACCUAUGUUUAGCACUUUGCGUUUGUCCUUAUUGAAUUACUUCCUGAUUUAAAAAAAAAAAAAAAAAAACAUGGUGAUUAUCUACUAGUAUGUUUUCAGAGGUUUUCACUUCGUUGUUAUCCUCCAAUUUAUUGAGUAUCUUCUGUUUCAUUUACAACUUAGAGUAAGCAAUACUCAGAACAGGCCUCCACAGAAUCCUGAUCUUGAUAAGUAGUUGCACUUUGACAAUGAGCUGUUACUACUAGGUGUAGUUUUCUAACCAGCUAUGGGGGAAAUACUGCUAGUGUCAUAUAGACCAACUCUCCUUACCUUGCAAAUGGAAACAUAUGGCAAGACUUUAUCCAAAACUUGAAGAUCUACAGUUCUCCAUAUACACCAAGCGUGUUACCUGCCACAUAAAGGAGGGAGACACAUUUGUCAAAAAUAGUUCAUAUGAAAAAGAUAUCAGUUGCUACAUAUGUCUUUGCUAAUCAAAGUAGCUUUAUAAGAGUUACUUACUCUGAUGUUUCUCCCAGGAAUCGGAACAAUUAGUCCGAGUUCUCCAGUUCUUUCAUAGGGCCCUCUGCCUUUUCCCGGCCUCUAUUAUGGGAAAAGAUAAAGUUCCCUAAGUUUGAAAGAUAAGUGCUAGUAACUUUGAAAUGGAUUCUUCAACAAUGGCUAUAGCGUUGGAAAGCCUCAAAAGAUUCAACCAGCUCAAACAUUUUAGCAUAUCUAAACCUGUCGUGCUCUUAUAUUAAUUCUUUUGGCAUCUAUGUUAAUUAUGCUUGAUAUCAGUUGACUUAACUUAAAAAGAAAAAAGGUACUUGUAUUUUUAGCUGGGUUGAAAUUCUUGAAGAAGCAAUACCCACACUUACAAAGAACAGUUUUAUUUUCAUUAUUAAACACUUAUGAAAUUCUUUAAACAUCUAAAGAUAAACCUAACUUUAAACCCUUCAUCAUAUUAUUCAUAGCAUCAGGCUAAGCUACUAAGGAUAAUGUAGAUGGGGAAAAUAACUAAUUAAAAUAAGAACAUAGUUAAUUAAAAUAGAGCAAACCAAUUAGACCUUCAAUUAGUAAACAAAACAGGUACCAAGCAACAUAAUUACUAACUUAGCAUCCUCUUUUGGUCCUAGCAGCCUUUUUUUAGUUCCUUUCCGGUCUACCAAAUCCAGCACGGAAAUCGUACAAGUUGAAACAUCACUUUUAUUUCUCUUUUUCUCAAAUGUUGUUCUUGUCCUUACAGGUCCAUAGAACAAGUUACAUUUGAUGCUCCUUUUAGCAACAAUCACGUUUUUUUAAAUCAAAUUAACCAUUUGAGCUGGCUGGAAAAUGGACUUCUCAGAGCUCCAGCCAAAAACCCUUCAGUGACUUGCAGUAAAACCACUGGGGUUUUACCCAUGCUGAUGGGAAUGCAUAGUGUGUAGGUCCUGAUGUGCAUACUUACAUGAUUUUACUGAUAGUAGUUUUGAAAUUUGGGAACUGCUUUCUUAAUGUAAAAAAAAAAAAAAAAAAAAAAAAAA
Molecule: messenger RNA, 4393 nt
Organism: Struthio camelus australis
Lineage: Eukaryota; Metazoa; Chordata; Aves; Struthioniformes; Struthionidae
Source: RefSeq, a predicted model, not a curated record